AUGUAUGAUGAGACCACUGCAUCAUCAGGAUCUGGGGUUUUAAAAGAAAGCGAAGACAAUAUUAUCGCCCAAAAUAAGCAAGCUAUGGAGCUUCUCCGUAAAGAAAAGUAUGACCACGCUUUAUUUUUUCUAAAUCAAGCCUUAAUUAACGUUCGCUCUCUUAAAAAAUCUGACAUCAAAGAUAAGCUUCUUGCAAUAACUUAUAACAACCUAGGCUGCUUUUUUAGGAGGACUGGGAAACAGCAGCAAGCUCUUGAUUAUCUAUUUAAAGCUGCUGAUUUAGAAAAAGCAAAAAAAGCAGAAGUUGGAGAUGUGGCAAGCACACAUCUUAAUAUUUGUGUAAUUUUAUACAGUUUUUUAUUAAUUUUUCUCAGUUUUAUGUAUAAUUUGCUUCUAAUAAAUAGGAUGAAUUAUUAUUUUAUAAGAAUAAUGAUAUUAAAAUAGUAUAUCUGAAAAAGGAGAACAUGAAAGAGCCUUAAGGCAUGCAUUAAAAUCAUUAUACAUUUUAAGAGGCAGCUAUCCUGCAAUCCCUUAUCUAUUAACUAGCCUUGGAAUUGCUUAUCAUAAUGCUGGAAUUGAGUAUGAGUACUUAAACCAAACAAAAGAUGCCAUGGACUGCUUUAAGAAAGGCUUUGAUUUGUGCAAAAUUAAGCUGGGACUUGAUAAUGAAAUAACAAAAGCACUAAAAAAAAGCUAUGAGGAUGCUAGAAAAGAAGUAAACAGCUGCAAAACAUCUGGGCAAGCAAGUUCUGUUACGAGCGGUGCUGCAGAUUCUCCACGAGCCAAAAGUGCAAAAAGGUUUAGAAGCCAAAGCCAAGAAGCAAGCCAGACAAGCUAUAAAAGGCCUGUAAAAUUUAAAUUUAAAACAAGCCCUGAAAGUUAUAAGGUGCCAAAUAGACAUUUAUUGCCUCAUGUAGAUAUGUCUAUGUCUGCUGAAAAAACGCCUAAGCGUGCCUCAACAAAAUCUCCACCAAAAUCCAGAAAAAAUACUUCGCAUCAGCCUAAAAGGAGCAAUCCUUUAUCCCAACCCUUUAAAUUGGAACAAAAAAUCCUAAACAAAAUUAUAUUUAAAUUUUUCUCUAUAAAGAUUUUUAAAAUUUUAAAAAAAUAUAAAAUUAAGCAACAGUAUUUUGAAUUUUAAUUUAUUUUAAUUAAAAAAUUAAUCGAAUCUGUGUGAAAACUGUUUAAACAGCAUUCUACUAGUACCUUUCCAUUAAAUUAGAUCAAAACUAAUUUUAUAAGAAUUCGUGUUUUCAUCUUAAAUAUUUUUUAAAAGCACAAUACUUAGAAUUAUAAUUUAUUUUUAUGAUGAAUUAAAUCAAAAAAAAAAAUCGAUUUAGUGCGAAAACUGUUUAAAUAUAGAAUUAUAUCGUUAUUUGCAGAUUUUUGAACUCUACCACCUAAGUGUGGAAUUUUUUCCGCGUGUGAAAGAGGAUUCCACAUGUGAAAUCAAAAGGGCUCCACACGUGAAAAACACCUUUUCACACGCGGAAAAAAUUCCACACUUAUUAAAUUAAAUCAAAACUAAUUUUAUAAAAUUAGUAUUUUCAUCAAUAAAAUUUUUUCUAUUGAAAGACAAAUUCAAUUUCAAUUUGUAGAGGGGUUAAAGUAACAAAGAAAUCCAAAUAUUAUCGAUGUUUUGUUCCGAUUAAAUGGGGGAGUUAGCACCAUUAAAUUAUUCCUCAGGCUCCCCUAAGCAAAUAGAAAUGAACGCAAUUAGACAAAACUUGCCUAAAUUCGAAGAAAUCAGAACUAAAACCCCAGCGCCCGGAAAAGUUGUCAGAAAAAGAAUAGACGCGAUCAAGCACCAUCAGCAAGAAAAUUUAGCAGCUUCUAUUAUACAAAAUUGGUGGAAAAAUCUUUUAAAAAAGAGAAAAGAAUUUGAAGAAAGCCUUAAAUUAAAGAUAAGGAAUGCUGAGAUGAGGGCGAGAAAAGCUCUUGAAGAAGCUGAACAGUUAAAGCAGCUUGCAGAAAAGAAAAAAAUGAAAAGCUUUAAGAGUUUACUUAAAGUACCAUUUAAAGAGGAAGAAAAAGCAAAAAAUGAUAGUAAAAUGAGGCCUUUAAGAGAGGAAGAAAAAGCAAAAAAUGAUCUUAAAAAGAGUCCUAUAAAAGAGGAAACUAAUAUACAUAAAACGGCCACGGCGACCGACCCGUCCUCCCAGUGACGGUAACCUGUGCAUAUCCGGGCAUGGUUUUUGGUGGAUCCCAGUAGUGAUGGGCAUAAGCACAGACCCGCUGGUCGUGAAUAUAUUCUUGGGCAUUUUCCUGCGACUCCUUUUUCCAGCAGCACCCAAGCCACUGGACGCCCGAGAUGGAGCAAGGCGACAUACCUGCUCAAGCUGCUACUGUGGUCUGCCCCGAAUUGCGGAAGCGGUUGAGUUUUUCCUAGAGAUGACCUGGAAAGGCGAGGCUAGUCAACAAUCAUACGGCGGUCUGCUAAGUUGAAAGGGUCCCGUUAAGGGCGAUCUGGCCAGGAGUAUGAGGUAGGAGUGGUGUAAUAGGGGUAAAGAGACUGCUUUGGAAAUGGUGGUGCUCAGCAACGAUCUGCGGACCCAAUAGGGCAACCACUACCGAGAAGCCAGGGUUUCGGCAUGGGCUCAGAGGUACCAGAGGUGGAAGUCCAUCCUAUUUGCUUGGGCCACCAUGCAGCCUGACGGCUGCGCAGAAUGUCACUCGCAGAAGCAGGGACUUAAAAUACCAUUUAUAACUAACUAACUAAAAGAGGAAACUAAAAAAGAGCCCAUUAAAAGAGGAAGAAAAAGUUAAAAGCGGAAUACUAAAACUUCCUUUAAACAAGGAAGAAAAAACUAAAAAUAUUGUGAUAAAAAGUCCUUUAAAAGAGGAAGAAAAAGCUAAAAGUCUCAUAAAAAAGAGCCCUGAUAAGAAAACUCCAUUUAAAAAAUCAAAAUCAGUUACUAUUGUUGGCCUACAAGCAUGGAUUAGAAUGUUUUUACAAAGAAGAAGAUUUAAAAAAUUAAAAAAUGCUGCAAUUACAAUACAGAAAAAUUUAAGGAGAUAUCAAUGCUCAAGACUUUAUAAAGAAAUUAAAGCUGCUGUGAUAUAUAUUCAAAGGUUUUUCAGAAUGAUAAAAAGAAAAGUUCUUUUUGACUCAAGAAUAAAAAUUUUUAAAUAA
Blepharisma stoltei is the source of this 3133-nucleotide messenger RNA. The record is from the annotation of a GenBank genome assembly. NCBI's taxonomy places the organism in Eukaryota, Ciliophora, Heterotrichea, Heterotrichida, Blepharismidae.